Candoia aspera is the source of this 4743-nucleotide messenger RNA. RefSeq names its product signal transducing adaptor molecule 2 (gene STAM2). Gene Ontology annotation, cellular component: endocytic vesicle. NCBI's taxonomy places the organism in Eukaryota, Metazoa, Chordata, Lepidosauria, Squamata, Candoiidae. The coding region runs from base 123 to 1670 and encodes 515 amino acids. Gene Ontology annotation, molecular function: ubiquitin binding; phosphatidylinositol binding. The record is from RefSeq and is a predicted model, not a curated record. The transcript is spliced from 14 exons. Gene Ontology annotation, biological process: signal transduction.
GUCGAGGGAGGGGACUACUGCGAAGUGAGUUGCGUCCUCUACUUGGGCGGCUGCCGAACCGGACCGCGCCGGGCUGACCCCCUCGGGGUGUUGUCGUUAACGUUCGUGCCGCCGCCGCUGUCAUGCCGCUCUUCGCCCCCAACCCCUUCGAGCAGGAUGUGGAAAAGGCCACAAAUGAGUGCAACACUGUUGAAGACUGGGCAGUUAUCAUGGAUAUAUGUGACAAGAUUGGAGGCACUCCUAACGGAGCAAAAGACUGCCUCAAAGCCAUUUUAAAGAGAGUAAAUCAUAAGGUACCCCAUGUUGCACUGCAGGCACUAACUCUGUUGGGAGCCUGUGUUUCAAACUGUGGAAAGAUUUUCCACUUAGAAAUCUGCUCACGUGAUUUUGCCAGUGAAGUUCGUGUCAUAAUAAACAAGGCACAUCCUAAAGUAUGUGACAAAUUAAAAGCUUUAAUGGUAGAAUGGUCAGAAGAAUUUCAGAAGGACCCCCAGUUUAGCUUAAUAUCAGCCACUAUUAAAUCUCUUAAGGAAGAAGGGGUUGUAUUUCCUACAGCUGGGUCACAGAGUCCCUCGGCUGCUCCCAAGAACAGUGUACCAUCAAGCAAAAACAAAGAAGAAGAAGAUAUAGCUAAAGCUAUUGAAUUAUCUUUGCAAGAACAGAAGCAGCAGCAAACCGAGACAAAAUCUUUGUACCCAUCUGUAGAUGUUCAGCAUAACAAUCAAAAACUCUCAAGAAAGGUGCGAGCCUUGUAUGACUUUGAGGCAGUCGAGGAUAAUGAACUUACCUUUAAAAGUGGUGAUAUUAUUGUUGUUCUGGAUGACAGUGAUGCCAAUUGGUGGAAAGGAGAAAAUCACAGAGGAGUAGGGUUGUUCCCAUCUAAUUUUGUGACUCUUAACUUAAAUGAUGAGCCUGAAUCAGUGCCUGUAGAUAAGGAUGCUGCUGAAGACACUACUGAAAUUACAAAAGCUGAGCCUGAGCCAGUGUACAUAGAUGAGAAUAAGAUGGAUAAGGCAUUGCAGUUACUUCAGAGCAUAGAUCCAACAGAUCCUAAAUCUGAUUCUCCUGAUCUUCUGGAUUUAGAAGAUGUCUGUCAACAGAUGGGUCCCAUGAUAGAUGAAAAGCUAGAAGAAAUUGAUAGGAAGCAUUCAGAAUUGUCUGAGCUAAAUGUGAAAGUGAUGGAAGCUUUGGAACUCUACAAUAAACUAAUGAAUGAAGCUCCUAUGUACUCUACGUACUCAAAGAUGCAUUCAGCAGCACAGUAUGCACCUACAUCAGCCAGUGUUCCGGUGCAGUCAUAUCCCAUCCAUCCUCACAGUGGGAAUUAUGUGGUUCAUGGUAUGCCGCAAAGCUACAAUCCAGGAAGUGAUCAGAUUGGUCCACUGAGGUCCUUGCCUCCAACUGUGAAUUCUUCAGUAACAUCUCAGCCUGCUCAGACUUACUUAAGCCCCGGUCUAGAUUCUGUGUCCAGUUCUACUUACAUGAACCAGAAUUCGUGCCUCCCACCUGCUGGUCCUGUUUCUUAUGCCCAACCCAUGGGCAUGCCUGUGGAUAUGCUAACCUACCAGAACACUGCAUCCAGUUUGCCUCAAGGUCCAUGCUAUCCAGCAGUUCCUGCUCAUUCACUACCACAGCAGCAAACAAAUUAUCACCAGCAGCCUCUCCUGUGAAAAUGCAGAGUCUGAGCCUGGAAACCGUUUUAGAUGUUGCUGACCCGUAAUCUUUUAAAUUGUCCUUCCAUUGAUUUAAAAGGAUACUUCUGCUCAAGGGAACAGACAACCAAGCAAUUUCAAAGUAAAAGUUAAUUCAAGCUUAACUGUUUUUCUGCAUAGCUGUUUAAACUAGGUGAGCUGCAGUUGUGUUAAAAAAAAAAAAAGCUUCCAAAUCCUGACUUCUAUAAUAUUCUAUGUCUCCUCACUAUUUAUAAAAAUGCCACUUCAAUUUUCCCUUAUAAUAGAAGCUUGGAAAGAAAGCUGAUAUAUGCAACUCCUCCUGUUCGUUUUUUCCAGACUUUGGGAAGAUAGUAAUUGUGUUUUAAUGGAACCUUUACGGUUGAAGUCCUUUCUUUGAAACGCAGUUUAAUUGGUUAAUUCAGAUUUUGGUUUGCACCUCUUUGAGAUCAUCAUCUUAACAGGAUUGCCUUUUAAAAUUGUACAAUGAAGUAGUUAUGAACUUGAGAAGAAAACACACACACAGACAGAAUAUCAGAGAAGUUAAUGGCUUUUAUGGUUUCUGCCAGAAUGGAUUUCUUACUUGCUUUUCUCAGAAACUAGUUCUUUUUAUUUCUGUAGAGUAAUAUUCCCUGUCUGAAGACAGAGAGUUUAAAGAGUGCAUGUUUAAGUUCAUAAAUUAAUUCCCAAACACAAAUGGACCUGAUCAAAAUUGGAUCAGUCUUUUCUCGCUUAUUCCCUGGUGUUACCAAAUAUUUACCUAUAUGAAGGAGAAGCUGAUGAGAUGAUUAUGCCGUGUUUUAGUCACAGCAAGGAUUUAUGUGCAGAUUUUUUUUUCUGGAGCUGGUAAACACACAUUGUAAAAGGCUGUGUGGAAGGGGAUAUGGCAAUGUAUUUUUCUAGUGUUGAGAGGUCAGAAAGAGUUCCUGUCCUGAUUUUUAAAAAGAAAAAAAGAAUUUUCUGUUCUGAAUGUUCCUUCAUUUCUUGCUGCCCAUGGAUUUAUCCUAUUAAUAACAGGAUCAUCCUGAGGGGAAUAAACUACAGCUUGCAUAAAGGGGAAUGGACACAUUAUUAAAAUAAGCGGAAAUUUAUAAGCAAGGAAAACCAAAGGCAUUUAUACCAUGCUCUUACAGUUAUUCUGCAGUAUCUGUUGCCCAUCAUCUCUAUUAUCAAAUGACCCCCACUUUUCACUUUCAAUACUGGUGCUAAGUAAGCUGUUUAGAUUUAUGGUAAUAAUUACUUGGACCAAUAUGUCUUGGGGAAGGCGGUUCCAGAAAAAUGUAGUUGUUGGUCAUCUCUCUCAGCAAGAACACUUACAUUUUCCCUUUUGGUGUUGAUUUUGUUUUAAUCUUCUCAAAAAUAUUUAAUUUUAAAGGCUGCUUUUUAAAAUCUUUAUUUAGAGCAAAGUCAGGGUUUUCUCACUCAGCUCCAACAUUUUAUAAACAACACUGAAGAUUUUGAAUAGUGCAUUGCUCUUUCACGUUAAUACAUUAGAUGGUCCAUUUAUAUUGAUCACAGUCUUUGGUACUACUUUAAGCAGUGCCCAAUAUCUGACUGUGAUGUUGAGUUGAAACAGUCUUUUUCCACUGCAUUUUGUCCUUUAUAUAUAAUGUAUAAAUAAUGUGUAUAUAUCCACUGGUCUAAGAUUUUAUACACAACUACAUAUAUACUAAUUCUCUUAAAUCACUGAAGUUUUAUAUGUAGCUGCAUUUGCCUCUGUUGUUAGUUGCUGUAAUCUUAAACUGCAUUUAUGCAAGCUGUAAAUAUGUAUAAAUUCUGAUGUUCAAUUGGUGUAUUUAGUGUUUUGGUGUCAGUGGGGAUCAUGUUUCUUCCCUUUUCUAAACUAAAAUAUUUAUUGUUAAGGCAUGAUUAUAAUGAUGCUACCAAAGGAAUUAACUACAAAUUUCCAUAGUUAGGGCCCAGACUUCAUUUGCAUCAGUGAGUAUUUAGCCAUUUAUUUGAAUGGAAUUUCAACUAUACUGCAGGCGUAUACCUAUUUUUAUAUUAAAAGUAAACAUUGCUUUGCUUAACAUAUACAUUAAAUGAAUAAAUAGAAAAUCUUUACAGUUCAUAGUGAGUGUUGUAUUGUGAUUUGUUUUGUGGGUGUUCAAUUAAGGUUCCAUUUAUGUUAGUUUACAAAUAAUUUGCUAUCUUAAAUUUGUAUUUGAAAAGUUGCCCAAAAUAAUUACUUGUCCAAUCUAUAUCACCAUCUGUUUCAGUUUUUUCUCCAGAGAGAUCUAUUCUUAAAUAACCUUGUGAUUCCAAAGACUUUAUAGUGUAAAUGUUUUAAUAUUUCCAUUUGCCUUCCUGCCAUGCCCCACCCCCAGUUAAAGUUGCUAGACUUUUAAAUAUCUCUUACUACUUUUCUGCUGACUUGGUUGUCCUGAGAAUAGGAGAGCCUAGAAAUGAAAUGCUGGCAGUUAGGGGAUAGCCGCAUCUUGCUGUUGUCAUUUUUCCACCUGGAAAUGCUUUCCUUUUCUAUGCAUCAGUGCUGGCUGUUAACCAACAUAACAGGAACCAGUGGUGGAGCUACCCCCCUCCCCACUUCCUGCAAGCCCUCCAAAUCUAUUGCUAAUUAGAUGGGGGGAACAUGCAGGAUGGGUGCAGGGAGGAAAGCAAAAGGAUGUGUUUUUGUCAAAGCAGGUAUUUGUUCAUGUGAUGCUGGAUAUAACCCAUGAUUUCUCAAGAAAUGUGUCAAAGUGCUACACAUAAUCAGGUAGUGGUUUUUUUGUAAUAACGUUAUGUAGAAAGUUUAACUCUUCAUGUAGAGAAAUUUGGCAUGACUGAAUUAAAUUUACUUUGAAAUUGCGUUACAUGGUAGAAGAAAAAGGGAUGCUACAGAGUGCUGGAAUCAGUAGAAUGCAUUCUGAAGAUUUACUCUAGAAAAAGGCUAUUUUUCUGGUUACUUGUUCAGAUUUAACCAUUUCUUUCGUGCAACAAAUUACAUUUUGAGUAUUUCUAUACCAUUAUUUUUCAAGCAACCCUGAUAUUAACAGCGUACAGUCCAUUACUUUGGAAUAUUCUCCGACAUAUUUGCACAGGCUUGUGCAAAUAAAACUUGUUUAACAAAUUA